Drosophila novamexicana is the source of this 1725-nucleotide messenger RNA. Its product is annotated as GDNF-inducible zinc finger protein 1. The transcript has a single exon. Gene Ontology annotation, cellular component: nucleus. Gene Ontology annotation, biological process: regulation of transcription by RNA polymerase II. Gene Ontology annotation, molecular function: zinc ion binding; DNA-binding transcription factor activity, RNA polymerase II-specific; RNA polymerase II transcription regulatory region sequence-specific DNA binding. The record is from RefSeq and is a predicted model, not a curated record. NCBI's taxonomy places the organism in Eukaryota, Metazoa, Arthropoda, Insecta, Diptera, Drosophilidae. The coding region runs from base 1 to 1725 and encodes 574 amino acids.
AUGUCCUGGCCCUUCAAAUUGGCUGUUGCCUUGCAAGAAUUUAGCGCCAGUGUGCCAGCACCAGCUGCCUCUGCAAGCAGCAACAGUUGCACCAAUCGCUGUGGCUGCAAAUGCAAAUGCUGCAGCGGCUACAUCCAAAAGUACGUAAACUUUGAUGCGGAGGCAACGGCAUCCGGCGGACCAGUGCAGAAGAUGGUGCGUUUCAGCACCGCAGACAUGAUGCUGCUGCUCCGUGUGGCUCAAUCGUGUGAACAUUUUUGGAGCAAUCAGUAUUAUAAGGUGGAUUUGCUGCCGGAUUACAAGACGCUGGGCGCCGCUUUUGAAGCACAGGAGAGCGCCAUUAACGUAGCCCAAUUGGAGCAAAUUGUGGAUACGAUUACAACUGGCUAUCGCCGUGCCGUGGCCAAGCUGCGGGACACUGAGGCGCAUGCUGCCCUCAGGCCAACGGCAGCAGCUCCUUGCUUCCCGGGUUUGCGUUGUAGCUGCGCAGACUGUGCGCUAAUGCCCUGGCGCAGGCUGCAGCAACUGGAGGCACAUCAGUGGCUGCACAAGCCCAGCGACAAUUGGCACUGUCGCUUAUGCUAUCGUCGCUACUUUAUUCAGCACACGUUACUUUCGCAUUUGAGCAGGCGCACGAGGCGGGACGAGGUGGGCCAGCUCCUGGAGAAUGAGGCCUACAAGCUAAUGCUCUCGGCGCAGCAGCAACAGGAGCAGGCCGAGCAGCAGGAACGGUCUGCACGAGUGGAGCAACUGCAUGUGCGCAUGCCCAAAGGCACCCACCUAGACUUUGUGUCGGAGUCGGAGGUGCGUGUGCCGCCAGCGCCGCGCAAGCGCUGCAAGCUCACCGCUUGCCCAAAGUGCAGUCACAGUUACCUGCACAGCUACAGCCAUCAGUUGCAUAUGCAGAGGCAGCAUGCGAUGAUGCAGAGCACCCGGCGCUGGCAAUGUCCCAGUUGCGCGCGCAGUUUUCGAACGCGUCGAAUUUAUUUAAAGCAUUUAAAAAGCGUACGCGAUGCCUGUCGCCUGCGUGUGCGUAGAUUCAAAUGCUCCAGGUGCAAGUGGCGCUUCCAGUUGGAGUGUUCCCUUCGGCCGCAUGUGGCCCAGGCUCACGUGCGCAACUAUAGUUGCCUCAUAUGCAAUUUGCCAUCGCAGAGCCGCUGCUGUGAUAGACACAGCCGGGAGGAAGCUCGAGUGGCGGUUGGUGAGCACAUGAGACAACGCCGCCUGGAACUGGGACAUCCUCCACCACCAGAACGCAAAAAGCCCUUUAAGGUCGUGUGUAGCACAUGCCAAAAGGAAUUUCCGAAUAGAUUUCUGCUCAAUAUACAUGUGAAUCGAGUUCACUUGAAACGGAAGGACUUCAUCUGCGAAACGUGCGGCAAGAGCUUUUGGAGCAGAAAGGAAAUUGAAGAGCAUAGGCGGAAGGUGCAUCUGAUGGCUGACACAAUUUUCUGCGAACUCUGCAGCUUGACGAUCAAGGAGAAAGGGAACUAUCAGCGCCACUGCGAUAGCAUUCGUCACGUCACCAAUCUGGCAAAGUCGAAGGGCAUUACGCUCGUCGAGAAGCCUGUGUCAAAGGGGCCGCCGAUUUAUUGUAAAUGCUGCGAUCGCACACUCAAGGGACCUUCCACGUUUUACCAUCAUUGCAAAACCAAGAAACAUAAGCGGCGCGCAGCGGAGCAAGACCAGAAACCCGAUCAUGUUGAUAAUGUUCUAAACUACUAG